AUGGUUUCAAAUAUAUGGAUAGCAGCUGCCGAUAACCAAAGACAAAUAGUAGAGCAUUAUAUUUCUUCUGGAGAAUUUACCCCUAAUUCAAAGGAUCCAAAUGGAUAUACUCCUAUACAUGCUGCUGCAUCAUAUGGUCACAUUAACUUAUUGCAAUACUUGAUUGACAAUGGUGGAGACAUAAAUAUUCAAGAUAAUGAAGGUGAUACUCCUUUACACCAUGUCGAAGAUGUUAAAUCUGCCAAAUAUCUAAUUGAAAAUUUACAUGCUGAUUAUAAAGUGAAAAACAAUGAUGGAUUAACAGCUCAACAAUACAUAGAAGAAGACGAUGAUUUUCCAGAAGUUGCUGAGUAUUUGAAAACCUUAGCUCACGAUAAACCUUCUGUCAAUGAAGAAGAUGUCAAGGCUAACGACUUUGUUGAAUCAUUGCCACAACCUGGUACUAUCGAUGGUCAUGAAAUUAGAUACACAUUAGAAAAUGAAGCCACACAAGAAGGAGAUGAACAAUUAUCACCAGAAGAAUUAGAGGAAAGAAGAAAGAAGAUUCAAGCCAUUUUGGAAAGUGAAAAUCCAGAAGAAGCUUUACGUGAUUUGGUCAGAAAUGCUGUUCACGAAGGAUUGAGCCAGUACAAACAAUCUGAAACCAACGAAGAAGAACCUUCUAAUAAAAGAAGAAAGGAAUAG
Candida tropicalis MYA-3404 is the source of this 684-nucleotide messenger RNA. RefSeq lists its product as uncharacterized. The transcript has a single exon. The record is from RefSeq and is a predicted model, not a curated record. Gene Ontology annotation, molecular function: protein binding. Bases 1 to 684 code for a protein of 227 amino acids. Gene Ontology annotation, cellular component: cytoplasm; nucleus. NCBI's taxonomy places the organism in Eukaryota, Fungi, Ascomycota, Pichiomycetes, Serinales, Debaryomycetaceae.